UUAUAGGCUAGUAUCAGUGUGUGCUCCUAGUGAGUACAACCCAACUGCUAUAUGUUCCCUGUUUCCCCUUCUACUAUGCAAGAGCUGCAGCCGCUCCAAGCUCCAGUUCUUUGUUUGCGUUUACACCUGCUCAACAUCAACAGUUCCUAUUUCUUAAGCAACAGCAACAAGCACAACAAUAGUUUCAGCAACAACAGCAACAUCAACAGCAACAACAGCAACAUCAACAACAACAACAGCAACAGCAACAACAAAACACAGUCGCUAACCACUGUUCUAAGAGAGAGAGGGAGAGAGAGAGAGAGAGAGAGAGAGAGAGAGAGAGAGAGAGAGAGAGAGAGAGAGAGAGAGAGAGAGAGAGAGAGAGAGACAGAGAGAGAGAAAAAAAAUCCUUCAGGCAUUUCACCCCACAAUCUCUCUCCACCCAUCCAUUCUUUCCGAGAUCCAAGCCCUGCUGUAUGAAUACCACCGUCAUCAUGCUAAGUCUUCCCAUCAACAUCU
Molecule: messenger RNA, 501 nt
Organism: Closterium sp. NIES-67
Lineage: Eukaryota; Viridiplantae; Streptophyta; Zygnematophyceae; Desmidiales; Closteriaceae
Source: the annotation of a GenBank genome assembly